CCUGCAUCGGCAGGCGGACUCCCAACCACUGCGCCACCAGGGAAGCCCCUUUCUUACAUUUUGAAGACAAACUUUCAGUGUCAUUUUAUUUCUGAACAUGAAACAGGAUUAAAUUUGAGAUGAAUCUGAAAGGUUUCCAUUAGUAUCUAAUGUGAUUAUCCAGUACUAAACAUCUGUACUUAAUUGUACUUUUGAUGUGAAUACUGCCAUUUGAAUGAUAUAAUGUAUUUGGCCUAAUCUCCCUUUGGGUCCUUAUAAUAUGCGAGUUUUAAGUUGUAGAUUUUUGAGUAUUGCUCUGAUUUCAAGUAUUUUUCUCACUGUUUUAUAAAUAGACUCCUAUUUUUCAGGUUAUCUGUCUUGACUUAGGGAAAAACAGUGUGUCAUCCUUAGAUGCAAAGGUGGGGUGGGGUAGGGCAGUGCGAUUGGACAUACUUCUAUAACUUUUGGGAUAUCCAAAAGCACUCUUUUAGCCCAUGGGAAACUACAUUGUUAACAAAGUCACUGUAAAGAAAAACUGAUUGUAAUCUAAGUCUCUUCUUCAAGAGCGCUCCGGAAUCAAAAAUAUCAUAUUUGCCUAAUGUAGUUCAAUCCCUAAAGUUAGAAUUGAAAUGUUAGGAUAAUAGGUCAGCUGUUAAAUAUGUUUCUCCUCAAAUAUCUCUGUGGUAUAUUGUUCCUCACAUCUCUCUCUAUGUGAAAAAGUAGAGUGAAAAGAACAAAUUCCAGUAAGCUUAGCUAUGACCAAUGAGCAGUCCAGUUCUCUUUAAGCUUUUUUUAAUUAAGAAGACUAUUAACUUCAGAAAUGGGCUUUUGCUGUAACAGUCAGUAAUAGAUAUUUCCAACACCACACUAGUCUGGAGGUACCAGACCCAAUGGGUUAGUAGACUGCUUUAAAAAAAAACUAGAGCUGUGUUUAGAUUGCUUUAGAUGUUGUAUGGCCAAAUUGUAUAUCUCUUUUCCAUGGGUGUUGCAGGCUCACUUUCAUCUGCUGUAGUACGGGUUGAAGUGGUGGAGGCCACUUGAGUUGAUAUAGUUUGGAGAUUUUCUUCAUGUGAGCACAGGCUCAUCCCUCACUCUAUCAUGGCAUAAUCAAUUUUAUGAAGACUUCUCAUUCAAAGAGUGGGAUCUUCUAAGGUCUCAGCACCAGGGUUCUGGGCAGCGCCCUGAGAGGUCCACUGCUCGCACGCCUCUUCUCUCAAUCUCCACCAGCGCUGCUACUGCCUCUCUAGUCCCCCCCUGCUGCAGAGAGAGAAAAUUACAUCGGAAUCCAUGCAGCCGGCAAUGAUGAUGUUUUCUAGUAAAUACUGGGCAAGGAGAGGGCUUUCUCUGGAUUCAGCAGUGCCUGAAGAGCAUCAGCUGCUUGGCAGCAUAACACUAAAUAAAACUAACGCUGGCAAAAAUGAUGAUAAAAAAGGCAACAAGGGAAGCAGCAAAAGUGACACUGCUACCGAGAGCAGCAAGAUGGCAGUUGUAUUCUCCUUGAAAAAUGAAGUUGGUGGAUUGGUCAAAGCACUGAAACUCUUUCAGGAAAAACAUGUCAACAUGGUUCAUAUUGAGUCCAGGAAAUCCCGGCGAAGAAGUUCGGAAGUUGAAAUCUUUGUGGACUGUGAGUGUGGCAAAACAGAAUUCAAGGAGCUCAUUCAGUCCCUGAAAUUUCAAACCACGAUUGUGACGCUGAAUCCACCAGAGAACAUUUGGACAGAGGAAGAAGAGCUAGAGGAUGUGCCCUGGUUUCCCCGGAAGAUCUCUGAGUUAGACAAAUGUUCUCACAGAGUUCUCAUGUAUGGUUCUGAGCUGGAUGCCGAUCACCCAGGAUUUAAAGACAAUGUCUAUCGACAGAGAAGGAAGUAUUUUGUGGAUGUAGCCAUGGGUUAUAAAUAUGGUCAGCCCAUCCCCAGAGUGGAGUACACAGAGGAAGAAACUAAAACUUGGGGUGUUGUGUUCCGAGAGCUCUCCAAACUCUAUCCUACUCAUGCUUGCCGGGAGUAUUUGAAAAACUUCCCUCUGCUGACUAAAUACUGUGGCUACAGGGAGGACAACGUGCCCCAACUUGAAGACGUCUCGGUUUUUCUGAAAGAAAGGUCUGGCUUCACAGUGAGACCAGUGGCUGGAUACCUGAGCCCUCGAGACUUUCUGGCAGGACUGGCCUACAGAGUGUUCCACUGUACCCAGUACAUCCGCCAUGGCUCGGACCCCCUCUACACCCCGGAACCAGACACAUGUCACGAACUCCUGGGACAUGUUCCUCUACUUGCGGAUCCUAAGUUUGCUCAGUUUUCACAAGAAAUAGGCCUGGCAUCUCUGGGAGCAUCAGAUGAAGACGUUCAGAAACUAGCCACAUGCUAUUUCUUCACUAUUGAGUUUGGCCUUUGCAAGCAAGAAGGGCAGCUGCGGGCAUACGGAGCUGGACUGCUUUCCUCCAUUGGAGAAUUAAAGCAUGCUCUUUCUGACAAGGCAUGUGUGAAAGCCUUUGACCCAAAGACAACUUGCUUACAGGAAUGCCUUAUCACCACCUUCCAGGAAGCCUACUUUGUUUCAGAAAGUUUUGAAGAAGCCAAAGAAAAGAUGAGGGACUUUGCAAAGUCAAUUACCCGUCCCUUCUCAGUCUACUUCAAUCCCUACACACAGAGUAUUGAAAUUCUGAAAGACACCAGGAGCAUUGAAAACGUGGUGCAGGACCUCCGCAGCGAUUUGAACACCGUGUGUGAUGCCUUGAACAAAAUGAACCAAUAUCUGGGAAUUUGAUGUCUGGGACCUGUGUCAUUGCCAGCCUGAUCUUUUGGGGGCUUAGCAGCAAUUCAGUCCAUGUCAUAUAACACCAAUAGCUUUCUGUGUCUUGGCUUGGCUAGUAAGCAUGCAAUUCUGUAUAUUUCUACCUACUUGCAACUUACUGUGAUAAUGUAUGAAACACCAUAAAGAACCCGAUGACAGAUAACCACUCAUUGUAUGAAAGAUCGUAAUACAUUUAAAUGUCUUAAAUAGAUUUGACAUUCCAGCUUAGUGUCCUUAACCAAGCUGCAGCUAUUGAAAAUUGGUAACAAAUAGCCCUCUUAUGAUUCUAGCUCGUGACCUUUCCUUUCUCAGACCUGAGCCUUUCCUCUGUGUUCAUUAGAUAACAUGAAAAUAGCAGUGAAACUGUUUCUAUUUUCUCUAGUAUCAGUGUUUUCACAGCACUAUUUGAGAUAAACCCAGAAUUGUAUGAAACUUCCCAUCACAUUAACAAAAGAUUCAGUGUUCUGUUUCAAAAAUUGAAAGUAGCGAGCACACUAGUUGGAAUGGUUUUUAGGUUGAUUAUUUAUACAAUGUAAGAAAAGAGAAAUUUCCACAAAUAGAAAAUAUAUGUUGCAUUGACCUUGUAGAAACUGAGUUGUGACAUGCUUCCCAAAGUAUUUUGGAAGAAAACACUUCCAGAAAGGACAUUAGGAAAGACUAAACAAUGGGGAAAAAUCUUGGGACUAUGAAUUUUAUGCUGGAAUAAAGAGAUUAUCAUUCUCAGCUGGUUAACCCAUUUCUCCUGGAGAAUAAUUAUAUCAUAGAGCUUUGAUUUCAAUGACAUAGAAAUUGAGUCUCAGAGAGCUUAAGUGAUCUGCUUAAAGUAGCACAGUUAGUGGUGCACCAACAUUUACAGCCCAUCACAUCUCACUUUUGGAUUGCUAAGACAUUCAACUUGGUGUAUGUAUGUAUUUAUGAUGUGUAGUCAUAGAAGGGAAACUAAUGCUUGUCAAAACUAAUGUUUAUCACUAAAUAGGACAUGGUUUGUGAUCAAGGGUUGACAGCAGUACAGAAAUUUCCUCUCACACCCCCCAACCAAGCUAGGUCUCUGGGAGUCUGUCCACUUGGCUAAAGUUUGGGCAAAUUUGGGUAAACAAUAGUGAUAUACCACAAAUUUCAGUCAUCUUUGCUAUAAGAGGUAUAAUCAGGUGAUUAAGUGAACAAAUAAAAAAUUGCUGAAUGAGCAAAUGAAUUUUAGCUUCUGAUUCCCUUAACAAAUGCAAUCACUGUUCCUCUAAUUCUGCUUUAGUAGCACAGAAUACUGGGUGGAGGAAAGAGGGGACACGAAAAA
Aethalodelphis obliquidens (Pacific white-sided dolphin) is the source of this 4060-nucleotide messenger RNA. RefSeq names its product tryptophan hydroxylase 2 (gene TPH2). NCBI's taxonomy places the organism in Eukaryota, Metazoa, Chordata, Mammalia, Artiodactyla, Delphinidae. The transcript has 12 exons. Bases 1267 to 2742 code for a protein of 491 amino acids. The record is from RefSeq and is a predicted model, not a curated record. Gene Ontology annotation, biological process: serotonin biosynthetic process; aromatic amino acid metabolic process. Gene Ontology annotation, molecular function: tryptophan 5-monooxygenase activity; iron ion binding. Gene Ontology annotation, cellular component: neuron projection.